AUGUCCGAGCAGUUGGAGGAGCAGCGAGGCAGCGCAUCACUGAACAAUUCAGUACAAGACACUUAUGAUGAUAAGUUGAAAAUAGUCAAUUCUCACAUUGAAACCUUUCUCAAGCAACCUAACAUUACGAAUCCCAAUGGUAGUAACCUGAAGAAAAUAUACACCACCUCCAUCUCCACACUUCAAGCACUUGAUACCCUUAAAUCAAAUGAACGUGAUCCUUGGUUGAUAUAUAUUAUUCUGGAUAAAUUAGAUCAUGAAUCCCAGGUGUUGUGGUCUCGUGAAAUUGGUGAGGAUAUACCUAAAUGGGAUCAGUUUACGGAUUUUCUCAAGAAGCGCUACAAAUCCUUGCAAGUGUGUCCAUCCUCUGCUCAGAAGACAGGUUCCGGUGUUGAGAAUACAAAGGGGCAAAAGAAAUCCAAGGUAGAUAAGUCUAAUGCAUCUUCCCUCAUGGCCUCGAAGGCUCAAGAUAACUGCCAAUUCUACACUCACGAAUUAGCAUCCUGUGAAUAUCCUCCAUGCAAAUCAUGCUCAGGAAAACAUAAUAAACUGUUGCAUGAUGCAUUUCCCUCAACCAGCACGCAUGGAAAGGAUAAACCUGAUACCCCUCCGCCGUCAUCCGGAGAUAAAUCAAACCCAUCUUCUCUCAGUUGUACUGAAGACGGGAGAGGUAAUUCUUCUCGAGUCCUCUUAGCCACUGCUCGUGUGAGAAUCCUCGAUUGUCAUUCCAAUGUCCAUUAUUGUCGAGCCAUUUUGGACGCAGGUUCUCAGGUCAAUUUGAUCACCACCAGGCUUUGUCAGAGACUUGCCCUUCCCAUGUUACCAUCGAAUUGUCUUGUUCAAGGGAUUGGUGCCAGUUCUCACACCACUCGUCACCAAGUGUCAGCAAGAAUCCAGGUAGACAAAAAUGAAGGCAAUGAGAUCAUACCUUUGGAUUGUCUUGUGAUGAAGCGGAUUACUGGUGAUCAGCCCAAAUGGAACAAGAGCAAGCCCAUCGAUUUGUUGAUUGGUGGUCAACUGUUCUGGCAUUUAUUGCUUGAAGAAACCCAUACAUUUUCCCCAAAUUCUCCUUUGCUAAAGGCCAGUGUCUUUGGAUGGCUAGUGGUUGGGCCCUAUUCCAAUGCAGAGACUCAAUCGUCAGCACGAGCCACUUGCAAUGUUUCCACUUUAGCCAGUAUAGACUCUGCAAUUAGGAAAUUUUGGGAGAUUGAGGAGAUUCCUCAGGGUUUUGAGCCUGAUAAAGAGCAUAGGGAUGUUGAGGAAUUUUUCACAUCUACUACUACCAGAAACAGUGAGGGUCGUUAUGUUGUUCGCCUUCCCCUUAACGAUAACAUCAAGCACCUGGGCAACAAUCGAUUUUCGUCAGUGAAGCAGCUCUUGUACCUGGAAAAAAGGCUCAACAAGAACGAGGAACUCAAGCAGGAGUACUCCAAAGUAAUUGAGGAAUAUCUUCAAUUGGGCAUCGUCGAACUUGUCCCUCACGAUGAGCUCAAUCUUCCCUCUUUUUACCUUCCCCACCAUUGUGUGGUCAAGGAGCAUUCCACUACCACCAAAGUGAGAAUUGUUUUUAAUGCGAGUGCGAAGUCUCAAACGGGUUUAAGUCUCAAUGAUUGCCUGAAAGUAGGACCCAUCGUUCAGCCUACACUGGUUACAAUCCUUUGGAGAUUCCGUCUUCACCAAUUCGCACUCACUUGUGAUAUUACGAAGAUGUACCUUCAGAUUCAGCUUCACUCAAGUGAUCGAGAUUUCCAAAGAUUUGUUUGGAGAAAGGACUCAUCAGACACUAUCAAGGACUAUCGUUUUCGCACUGUAUGUUUUGGUGUUGCCUCAUCGCCUUUUCUCGCCACUCGUGCAAUCAAUCAAUUAGCAGACGAUGAAGGGAACAAAUUUCCAUUGGCAGCAGCUCCAAUUAAGUCCAAUUUUUAUGUUGAUGAUGGUCUAAUAUCUGUUCCAGAUCAGGGCACACUUUUUGAGUUGAAGCAGCAAUUAAUCCAAAUAAUGGAUUGUGCGUGUAUUAAAUUGGCAAAAUUCCGCACAAAUUGUGAUGAUCUGAAAGAGAUGUCUUCAAAUGAUCAGAAUGACCUCACAUUUUCUGAUCACACUGUCAAAACUUUGGGGAUGAUUUGGAACCCUGAGUUAGAUACAUUUCAAUACAAAGUUUCUCUACCAGUCCAGUCCACUGAAGUAUCUAAGAGGCAGAUGUUAUCCACAUUGGCUAGGAUUUUCGAUCCUAUAGGUCUCAUUAACCCAAUUGUCGUGGUUGCAAAAAUGUUACUUCAAGAGGCCUGGAGCUAUAAAGACAUUAACUGGGAUACUCCCGUUCCUACAGAUUUGCAAAGGAAAUGGUCUGCUUUCAUGCAGGAUCUUCCAGGAGUCGAAACUCUGAGAAUUCCAAGAUGGGUGUCUGAAGUCUCCUCACCAGUAUCCAUGGAACUUCAUGCAUUUUCUGAUGCCAGUACACUAGGAUAUGGUGCAGCUCUGUUCCUCGUUAGUGUGGAUUCAAAUGGCCAUCGCUCAUCAAGGAUUCUCACUGCCAAAUCUGGAAUAACUCCUUUGAAACCGAAAGAUUCCGCUACUGUGGCUCUGACUAUUCCCAAAGCUGAGUUAUGUGGUGCUGUGAUGGCCACCAAACUCAUGGAACAAGUAUCGCAGUCUCUUGAGAUUUCGAAACGUUUCUUUUGGAGUGACGCUACUGUCAUAUUGUAUCAGCUUCAUUCUCCAUCCGAAAAACGAGAGAAAUUUGUUCGAAAUCGAGUUCAUGAGAUUCUCAAAUCAUCCGAAGCUAAAGACUGGAGAUAUGUGCCCACCAAAGAAAAUCCUGCGGAUUUAUUAUCAAGAGGUUCUUCUUCCUCCCAACUUAUCAAAUCUGACAUGUGGUGGCUUGGACCCUCAUGGUUAAGGGAGUCAGAAGAACGAUGGCCUCCAAAGUUCGAUGUUUUAUGCUUACCACCUAUCCAUGACAGAACAAAUAUUGGAUGUGUAAAUAUUGCUGUCCAAAACAACGACUUUAUGUCCAUCUACGAAAAAUUAAUAUCAAGAGUUAGUAGUUUUCGUCGAAUGCAGCGUUCAUUGGCUUUUAUUGUAAGAGCUGUGUCCCUUUUUAAGCAAAAAUUGACGAGUAAAUCUUCUGAGCCAUUGCAUGGUCCCUUGACUCUGGGGGAGCUCAGAUUUAUUCGUCAGCUCAGGCCCUUUGUUGAUGAUGAUGGUGUUAUUCGCAUAGGUGGUAGACUUGAAAAUUCUCCUGAAUCCUACGACAUGCGCCAUCCUCGCUUACUUCCUAAAGGAAAAUUGGCUGAGCUGAUAGCCAAGCAAUUCCAUGCUGAUUUGUUGCAUGCUGGGCCACAAUUGUUGCUGGCUGGACUUCGUCAGAAGUUUUGGCCACUUGGUGGACGAAAUUUGACUCGCAAGGUCUCACGAGAAUGUGUCAGGUGUGUGAAAGUGGAUCCCCCUACUCAAGAACAACUCAUGACAGGUCUCAGAAAGGGAACCACCACCAAGGCAUAUAUUGCACUCUUUGUAUGUAUGUCAACAAAAGCUCUCCAUUUAGAACUUGUGAGUUCGUUGACAACGGAGGCAUUCAUCGCUUCUUUGCGUCGGUUUGUGGCAAGGCGUGGGAUUCCUUCUCACAUAUUUUCGGACAAUGGAACUACUUUCGUUGGGGCUGAUAGAGAGCUCAAAAAUCUUCUUACAUCUUCAGCCUCCCAAGAAGAAAUCACCACUUUUCUUUCCACUCUUGAAGUUCAGUGGGUGUUUCAGCCUCCCCGAGCGCCUCAUCAUGGGGGUUUAUGGGAGGCUGCUGUACGUUCCUGUAAAUAUCAUUUGAAACGGAUUUUGGGACAAACUCCGCUCAAUUACGAGGAAAUGUGUACUGUUCUAUGUCAAGUAGAAGCUGUUUUGAACAGUCGCCCCAUUAUCCCAGUCUCUUCAUCAGUGGAUGAUCCGCCAUAUAUUACACCAGGACAUUUCCUUCUUGGUGCUCCACCUGCUCAAUUACCUGAUCCCACUCUUUACCAUUUGCCUAUCAACCAUCUAGAUCGCUGGCAACUUUGUCAAAAAUUGCAGCAAGAUUUCACCAAAAGGUGGAAGAAAGAAUACUUGCAUGCCUUGCAGAUUCGAUCGAAGUGGAGUAAGGAAUAUUCCAAUUUGGAGGUGGGUGAUGUAGUCCUGUUUAUGGAGGAUCAAAUGCCAUCUACACAAUGGCCAAUGGGGAUCAUCACACAGGUCUUUCCCGGCAAAGAUGGGAAAACAAGGGUCAUCAACGUGAAAACAACACGAGGAGUUUUCAAAAGACCAGUCACGAAAGUUGUGCUUCUUCCAAAGUCUGACUGA
This is a messenger RNA of Phlebotomus papatasi, 4329 nucleotides long. RefSeq lists its product as uncharacterized. The coding region runs from base 1 to 4329 and encodes 1442 amino acids. Gene Ontology annotation, biological process: DNA integration. Gene Ontology annotation, molecular function: nucleic acid binding. NCBI's taxonomy places the organism in Eukaryota, Metazoa, Arthropoda, Insecta, Diptera, Psychodidae. The transcript has 6 exons. The record is from RefSeq and is a predicted model, not a curated record.